UUUUCUCGGUGCUGUCUAUUGUUACGCUCACAGAUCCCACCAGUCUGUACCUGUCAUGUGUGUGGAGCUUCAUGAGCUUGAAGUGGUCCUUCCUGUUGACCCUUUACUCGCAUCGAUAUCGCAAAGAGUUCGCAGACAUCUCCAUCCUCAAUGACUUUUAAACACACAGCAGCACACUAGUGUCCACAGGUAAACAAUCACAAACAUACCACAUGUGCUCGGCUGUUAGCGUGCAGACUGGAGCAGAAACACUCAACGAGGAGAGUCUGAAAGUAGGAUAUCAGUAGCAGAUCAUUCUCUCUUUCUACACUCGUCUGUCCAGCGCUCUUAAGUUUUAAAUCUGGACUUUUUAAACUCUAUGAUCAAUGUCAGUCUUUCUGAGCCUUUUUACAUUGAAUGAGAUGUUAAGAAGAGUUUCUGUCUUUCUCCAAGCUGCUGUUUUCUUCUUGUCUUGAAUGUUUUUCCUUCUGCUGUUUCAUUAUGAGAUACGAGUGACAGUUUUUAAUUGAGCUGGAGAAUGUCACACGUUCUCCUGCUACCGCACAGAUGUCUGGUGUUUUUUUUAAAAUAAGCACUUUAAUGUCCUUUAGUAAGUGGUUUAACCAUCACAAACGCUGUUCCUUUGGGAAUCUUGAGGCUUUAUAGGUGAAGGAUGUGCUGUUUGGAAAGGUUAUGGUUCUUUGUUCAUGGAUUGAAUGAUUUUUGUAGCGUAUGUUUCCACAAGACAAACAGGGUUUUUCAUAUUGAACAUCAAAUGUCUGUCAGCUGCGCUCAGACAUUAAUGCACGAGUUUGUUGUUCUAUAACUUUGAGCUUUCUUUUUUUUACAUAAUUACGCAAAAACAUUGUAUUAUACUGUUUAGAAUGGGUUUUUUUUGCUUUCGCCUCAACUUAUGUGAACAAAUCCAUUAUAUUGUAUUACAAAAUCAAUAUCUUUAUGUAUGUGUGAGUGGCCCAUUAAUAAAAUAACCUGUUAUUAUGUCCUUA
Messenger RNA from Danio rerio (zebrafish), 986 nucleotides. It is a transcript of the gene slc48a1b, whose product is annotated as solute carrier family 48 member 1b. NCBI's taxonomy places the organism in Eukaryota, Metazoa, Chordata, Actinopteri, Cypriniformes, Danionidae. Gene Ontology annotation, biological process: heme transport. Gene Ontology annotation, molecular function: heme transmembrane transporter activity. The record is from RefSeq and is marked provisional. Gene Ontology annotation, cellular component: lysosomal membrane; endosome membrane; lysosome.